Messenger RNA from Drosophila erecta, 2696 nucleotides. RefSeq names its product protein FAM57B. Gene Ontology annotation, cellular component: endoplasmic reticulum; membrane. NCBI's taxonomy places the organism in Eukaryota, Metazoa, Arthropoda, Insecta, Diptera, Drosophilidae. The record is from RefSeq and is a predicted model, not a curated record. The transcript is spliced from 4 exons. The coding region runs from base 309 to 1586 and encodes 425 amino acids. Gene Ontology annotation, biological process: lipid homeostasis.
GCACGCACAAUCGAAGAACGAUUGCCACCGAUAGCUUGCGACGACGAAUCCGCACGAAUCCAUGAGCCCUCGCACCGCCGAGUCUUCCAGCUCCUCCCGAUCGCCCAGUCGCCCAAUCGCCAUGUCCCAGACGCAGUGCCGCCUGUGAACAAGCACCGUGUGAAGUCCGCAGCCCGCCGUCAGCGGGAGCAGCAGCGUCAGGAGUCCGGAAUCCGUUGCCCGGUUUCCGCAACAGGUUGCGUCGCCUUCGCCAGCAGAAGGGUUCAGUGCGAGCCAAGGCCGAGUGUGGAGUGCGCCCACGCGCCAGGAUGCAGCAGCGCCGCCAGCCGGCGAAUGGCAAUGGAGGAGUGGGUAACGCCACCGCCACCGGCGCCAUCCGUCCGGAGGAGCAGCAGCCAGGAUUGGGCCAGGAUGCUGGCGACAAGGAGGCGAGAAUGCCGGGCAAGGCAACGGGCCGCGGCUGCUACUUCUCGCUGGCCUUCUCCAUUGGAUCGAUGGGCCUGGCCUGCGGCAGCCUGUGGCAGAUACCCAACAGCAGUGACCGCAUCUCGCUGCAGCGCGGCCUGGUGCUCACCUCGCUGGGCUUCAUCUACUUUGUCUCGCUAACGGACUUCUGCAACAAAUAUCUGCUGGAGACGACGCACGGCCAGCGCUUUCGGCGCAAGUACCGCCUGAUGAUGUCCGACGUCCUGGAGAUCACCAACAAAAUCGUAUCGGCCAUCCAGGCGUCAUUCUCCUUCCUCGUGGGACUCAUCGUCUGCAAGUCGACGUGCACCAAGUCCUUUGUAUAUGCAUCCCACUUCUUGAUGGAGGCGUACGGCUGGUUCGGCACCGCCUACUUCAUGUACGACAUCUGGUCGAUGUACAAGGUGCACACGCAGAAGAUCGCCGAUAAGCUGCACCUGCUGCGCAUUACCAAGGGUCAGGGUGCGGUGGUGAGCAAUGGUUACGCCAACGGCAAGGUCAACGGCAAGUCGUCCAGCGGCAACAACAACGGCAGCACUCCCACCAAUCUCCACGAGAUCUGCGACUACGAUGGCGCCUGUGUCCAGAUACCCAAGGACGGCAGAUGGGACUUCCUCAAGUACGUGGUCACGCACCCGGUCAUGAUGAUACACCACGUCUUUAUCGGAACGUUUGGAUUGCUGGUGGUGACGUACAUUCGCGGUGGCGGCCACUGCAUCUACAGCUACAUGUUUAUGAUGGAGUUCUCCACGCCGUUCGUCUCGUUGCGCAGCAUCCUGAGCACCAUGCGCCUCAAGGACUCGCGUGUGUACAUCGCCAACGGGCUGCUCAUGCUGGCCACCUUCUUCGUGUGCCGCGUCUGCAUGUGGCCAUACGUCAUGUGGCGCUACAGCCUGGCCAUUGAGGCUGCGUCCCUGUGGUCGGCCAUGUGUGGUCUGCCACGAGGAUGCCUCAUCAGCAUCGCUAUACUCUUCUUGCCACAGCUGUACUGGUUCUAUCUGAUGGUUUUGGGGGCUCUCAAGGUCUUUCUGCCGCAGAAGAGACGGCCACCCAACGCAGUACUUUCGGCAAAGGCUGCGGCCACGCCCACCCCCACCGCCCUCGGAAAUGGCAAAAAUUAGUGCAAAUUGUAUUUAUUUUGAGGCAAAGUUCCAGCCGCAUCCGUAUUGCGGAGAUCUGGCUAUUGUUUAUACAUUUUUAACAAUUAAUUAUACAACUACUACAACGACCCACAACCCAGAACACCGAUAACCGAAAACCGAAAACCGAAAAUUGAGGACGGACGAAGAAUGGAAACGGCAACGGCAACGAUGGCGGAUUACAAAUGAACGGAAGACCAUGGACAGAUUUUAGUGUUAAAAAGACAUUAUUUACUAAAAACUACAAAAAAAUGAAGAGCUAAGAUCAAGAACAAAAACUAAAACCAAAUGCAAAUAAGGCGAAUAAACUAUGUUGCUUAUUUUUUGAAGCAAGCCCCCUAACCAUAAACAAAUUAAUGUUGCAUUCAAUUUCCGCUAUAUCCACAAAAUCGAUGUUGUUAAUCGCCCCGAAUAAUUGUCGAGGGAAAAGCUUGUGUUAAUACCAUAACCUAUUAGAAAUAUAUAUUGCGUAUGCGGAAGGAUAACUGAGAAGCAUAUGAAAGCCAAAGGAAAUUGGCCAGAUGCACAGCUAGGAAUGUUUGAUGUGCAUAUAUUGAUAUGUAUAUAUAUUAAUAUUGAAAUAGCGAGGCGCAAGUCACCGAUUUGUAUAGUGAUCAAAGAAUAUAUAGAUACCCGGGGACCGUAAAUCAUUUUUCGGCCAUCUAUGUAGAGAAUAAGGUCAAAUGGAAAACGAUGUACAGUAGUUUGCUGCUAUUUAACAGCCUAUCAGAAUAUAUAUUUUCUGAAUUGCAUAUCACGAUAAUUUAAAAUGCAAAAAUAUUUGUAAUCAGAAUUUGAAUUGUGCUACACAAGAGCUAAGCAUCAGUAUACUUUAACUUAUCCUUUAAAUUUAAAUGCUGUUUUAAAUAUUUUGAAAUGCUGAUUUGGCAAAGCUUCAGUUGUUCGGACAACCAUCGUUUGAUAUUGAUUUGUUUUACUACAUUUUCUAUAUUAGGUUAUAAAAAGAAAAACACAUUUGUUACAUUUACCACCUAUAAUUAAAAUGUAUUUUGUGGGCUAUAGCCUAACUUGCUUAGUGCAUUACAUCAUAGCAUUGAAAACUCUUCCAAAAUAAACAAAUAGCACAAUCCA